Messenger RNA from Penicillium cataractarum, 1749 nucleotides. Its product is annotated as trichothecene efflux pump. The transcript is spliced from 8 exons. Gene Ontology annotation, biological process: transmembrane transport. Gene Ontology annotation, molecular function: transmembrane transporter activity. The record is from RefSeq and is a predicted model, not a curated record. Lineage: Eukaryota; Fungi; Ascomycota; Eurotiomycetes; Eurotiales; Aspergillaceae. The coding region runs from base 1 to 1749 and encodes 582 amino acids.
AUGGAGACACACGGAGAUAUCAAGUCUACUGCCGAUGCUGAGUCUGCGUCUAUUCGAGAUACUCCGACAAUGCCUACUACUGCACAGGCGAUGGAUCUAGAUAACCUCCCAGAUGGGUAUUAUCGGAGCAAAAACUUCAUCGGCUCGCUGCUUGCAGUCUGCCUCAUGGCAGAUAGUUUGUACCUCGGCUACGUUCUGCCGGUCAACAGCUUGACCAAAAUCAAUUCUGAUCUAGGCCCAAACCCGAAUUACAGCAUGAUUUCAACUGUUUCCACUCUUCUCGCAGGUGUUGGUAUCCUUCCAGUUGGACGUCUAGGUGAUAUCUUCGGUCGCAGAUAUUUCCUGAUCGGUGGUCAAUUACUAGCUCUUAUUGGGGCUAUAGUUUGCUGCACGGCAAAGGAUAUUCCUACAGUGAUCGGCGGCAGUGUGUUUAUCGGUUUGGCUGCCUCUGUUCAACUGACCUUCACCUUUGUGAUUGCCGAGUUGGUCCCCAACAAGUAUCGCCCACUCGUGAAUGCUGGAAUUUUUGUUAUUACCCUUCCAUUUGGUGCAUUUGGUGGAUUGAUCGCUCAGCUGUUGAUCGCGAAUACCGCUCAGGGGUGGCGAUGGGACUAUUACCUGAGCAUAAUCGUUUGUGGGCUGUCUCUCAUACUCUUUGUUUUCUGCUAUUUCCCUCCAGGCUGGGAGGUAAAGUCUCAGGGACGGAAAACUCGUUUGGAUGGACUGAAGACAUUCGAUUAUAUUGGUUUCAUCCUAUAUGCUGGGGGUCUCGUGCUGGUCUUGCUGGGCCUUUCCUGGGGAGGCAGCUCGUACGCGUGGAGCUCAGCCCACGUGGUUGGUGUCCUUGUCGUGGGGUUCGCCUCGCUGGUUAUUUUCGUGAUUUAUGAAAUUUUUGUUCCCUCGCAGCCAUUGCUCCCAAUGUCAUUGCUCAAGAACCGUGGAUACAGUGCGACCGUUUGUUCUGCGCUCGUCGGUAACAUGGUCUACUUCUCCAUGAGUCUCCUCUGGCCAGAAGCCAUCGCAGCUCUGUUCACGACUGAUCCAAUCCCCGCUGGCUGGAUUUCGAUCUCUACCGGUACUGGUGUCAUCGUUGGCGAGAUUGUUGGCGGUGCACUCAUGAAGUCAUUGGGGCACAGCAAGAUCCAGCUCAUCGUAUGCACGGUUUUUAUCACGGCCUUUUCUGGAGCCUUAGCUUCUCUGAACCAGCACCGAGAGGCCUAUGGCAUCGCAUUCACGGCAAUUGGUGGUUUCGCUGUCGGCUAUCUGGAACUCAUCACGCUUAUCAUGUGCCCGUUGUAUUGCAAGCCCAAAGAUAUUGGUCUAGCUAGCGGCUUCCUUGGCUCCGCUAAGCAAGUCAUGGGAACGAUUGCCACUGCUAUCUAUAUUUCAAUCCUCGACAACCGUGUCGCGGCUACUUUGCCAUCCGAGGUCUCCGAGGCCGCACUGAAUGCCGGCCUUCCCAAGUCCUCUCUGGCGGCGGUUCUUGAAUCCGUCUCCGAAAGCACUAGUAUGACAAAGAUCCCUGGAAUUACCGAGAAAAUCAUUCUCGCCGUCACCGACGCUGUGAAAACUGCCUACUCGGAGUCAUUUAGUACGGUCUUCCUCGUCAGCAUUACGUUCGGCGGUCUCUCCAUCAUUGCUGCUCUGGCUUCUGUUUCGGUUGAUGAUAAGCUCGAUAAUGUCAUCGCUGCUAAGCUUUCGGGCGCUGGUGCAAGCCAAGAGGAGGUUUACCACGAGGAGAAGAAUUGA